GUUUUAAUAACUUAACUUAUUAACUAGCCACACCUAGCUCAUUAUAACUUUUUUGCAAAGAAUGUCAGUAGAUUUAAUGUCCGAGUAUCUGAAGGAGUCUCUUUGUGAGGACAUAUCCUUUGUCCCUUUCUCUCUCCCUCCCAGUAGUAGUGAUGUUAUUGGGUGGAGCCAGUGGGUGGAGUCACUGGAAGCUAUUGAUUAUGAUCUAAGACACUUAUUGCAGCUGUCACACGACAAGUUUUGGUCUCAAGUUCUUUACGAUAAAACACUUCCAGUAUUACUAGACAGUUACUUGCAGCAUGCACUCCGGCCUCAUGAGGAGGCGUGGUCAGUUCCGGAGAAGAUUCUUGAAUUAUUGAGGAACAUUCAUCGAAGGGUCUUCAUGACAUUCCUACGUCUUUCAACACACAAAGAAGACCAGGAUCAUCACUUUUCUCCCGAAGUCUUUGGGAAUUUAAUCCACACCCACUCAUUAUUUAGUGUGCCACGCCUACUAGACCUCUGCAGUAUCUAUGGCAACACUAACGGACAGUUACUGGGGAAGAUGAUUGAUAAUGUGAUCAGUAAAGAGGAGCAGUAUCGGACUGACCUGUAUAGUGUGAUGAAUACCAGCGUGAAGGAGGCUUUAGGAGUACUAGUGGAUAGAAGUAGUUCAGCUGAAAGUUUUAGUGAAGCUGUUGAUCUUCUUUCAUAUUUCACGGACAUUACUCACUCUCUCUCCUCUCUCAUUAGCGUAUGGAGACCAGCUGCUUCCUUAAUGUGUAGAGCUGGACUCAUUGAGAGUUUGAUUAAUUGUUAUGAGCUCUCACUUCCGAUCUUGAAGCUGAAAUUGAAAGAGAAUAAAACCGAAAAAUUCCCUCGUGUUUGUUAUCAGCUGGUAAAGGAGAACACCUCUAAAAUAGUUCACUCGCUAUUGAUGAGCUGUUGCCAUGGAGACGAGAGGAAGGGCGGGGCUGAGGACCAGGUCCUGGCUAGUAUCAGUGCCAUAGCAACUGGAAAAAUGUUUUAUAACGAGUUUGAGAAGCACUUUAGCUUAAGAGAUGUGUUUCAAUCACUGAAAGAAAUCUACCCUAAUCUUGAUGACAGUCAGUUACAGUACAUGUUAGCUGAGACAGUGUCUGAUGUAGCCCCAGCUCCUCCUGCUGUGUCUCCAGCUGCUAGUAGCCAGAGGGCCAAGGGGAAGGCCCCUUCAAUUAAAGAAAGUGUAGCAUACAUCAAAGAAAUGCUACCACAUCUGGAGGAAGAAUUCAUUAAAGAUUGCCUGAAAGAGUAUCAUUACAAUCAAGAGGUUGUAAUACAUCACAUACUGGAGGGUACACUCCCUCCUCACCUACUACCCCAAGAGGAGGAAGCCACACCUGCUGAAGCCACGCCCCUUCCUCUGGAGGAGGGGCAGAGUAUUCUAGAGGGGAGACUAGGUGCUUAUGAUUAUGAUGAGUUUGAUAUUUUCAGAAGAGAAGACGUUGAUUUGUCUAAAAUACAUGUUGGAAAGAAAUUUGAGUCAGCAAGAGAAGUUCUAUCUGAUAAGUCUCACCUCCGCUACAUGAAGGGGGUGGGGCUUGAUUUAAUUAAUUACGACGAGUAUGAUGAUGAAUAUGAUGACACAUAUGACAGUCACAAUAUCGGCUCAUUAGAUCAAGAGGAAAAUGAUGACAUAUUUACCAUCAAGAGAUUAAAUGAAAAAGGUCAGUUUUCCUCAAGAGGUCACAAGUGGUUGAGUGAGGAAGAGGGCGUGGCUGAAAGUGAUGAUCACCCCGCCCAUCAACCAGCCCUACCCACCCAACCCCUGAAACUGUUACAGCGACCUGUCACACCGGAUAAAAUAAGAAAAGAGAAGACGUCACCGUCUCUUAAAAAUAGACAGCAGCAAAAAGGUGGAGCCAAGAGACACACCAACCAAUCAAAAAGAGAAGAGGGCGGGGCCAGGAGCAAGAGGGCGGAGCUACAGCAUGAAGAUAAGAAACCUUCAAAGGCUGAGCGUAAAGAAGAGAGACUAGCUGAUAAAGAACCCUCGAGAUCAGUAGAGAGACAGAGAACUUAUAAUGAGAGACACAAAUCAUCAAGAGCCAAUCACAAUAGGAAGGCUUUAUCCGAUAAGAAAAGGGGCGGGGCCUAUUAAGAGGAAUGUAACAUUAAUGUUAAUUCAAAACUGCAGCUGUGACCUUUCAAUAGCAAUGAAUGUUAUUUAUUCAGCAAUAAAUAUCAUUAACUAAUCACACGAAAUCAUUACAACUAUUGGUUGCUAACAGCAACGCUUGUAAAGUAAUUGUUUUUAAAAGUUCCCUUCUAAUCUCUGUAUAA
Molecule: messenger RNA, 2301 nt
Organism: Amphimedon queenslandica
Lineage: Eukaryota; Metazoa; Porifera; Demospongiae; Haplosclerida; Niphatidae
Product: activating signal cointegrator 1 complex subunit 2-like
Exons: 14
Coding region: 62-2119 (685 amino acids)
Biological process (GO): regulation of DNA-templated transcription
Molecular function (GO): ubiquitin binding
Source: RefSeq, a predicted model, not a curated record